This is a messenger RNA of Vicia villosa (hairy vetch), 552 nucleotides long. RefSeq lists its product as uncharacterized. The record is from RefSeq and is a predicted model, not a curated record. The transcript has a single exon. Lineage: Eukaryota; Viridiplantae; Streptophyta; Magnoliopsida; Fabales; Fabaceae. The coding region runs from base 1 to 552 and encodes 183 amino acids.
AUGAUAGGUCUGGGCUUUAAACAAAGUCAAGGAGACCACACUUUGUUAAUUAAACACUCUAAUUCAGGGAGAGUAACAGUGUUACUAGUUUAUGUGGAUGAUAUUAUAGUGACAGGUGAUGAUGAGGGGGAGCAACAACUGUUAAGCCAACAUCUAGCGAAGGAAUUUGAAAUUAAGACCUUGGGAAAAUUGAAGUACAUUUUGGGAAUUGAAGUGGCUCAUUCUAAAAAGGGAAUCUUCAUAUCUCAACAUAAAUACAUCAUUGAUUUGUUGAAAGAGAUUGGUAAGACAACAUGCAAGCCUGCAAGUACACCAAUUGAUCCAAACCUGAAGUUGGGAAAUGUAGAAGAAGAUACUGCAGUUGGCAAGGAAAUGUAUCAAAGACUAGUUGGUAGACUAAUAUAUUUAUCUCACACUAGACCUGAUGUUGCAUUCGCUGUGAGUCUAGUCAGCCAGUUCAUGCACCAACCGAAGGAGGUUCACUUACAAGCUGCACUAAGAAUUGUGCAAUAUUUGAAAGGGACCACAGGCAGAGGAAUUCUGUUUGAAUGA